AAAUGAAGCUUUAGAAUUUCUGGUAAGUUCUAUGAAAUUGAUUACUUUAAACGAACUGCGAGACCAGUUAGUUUCUGGAAUCAUCUGCCUUGAACGUGUUUUCAGUAUUACGUAAAGUGUUAUUGAAUUACAAAAAUAUUAUUUAAAGAUUUAAAAUAAAAUGGCUGCAAUUGAUAUAUCUCCUAAUAAGGAUGGAGGUGUUAUGAAAGAAAUAAUCAAAGAAGGUAUUGGAGAUGAAAUUCCAUCUCCUGGAAGUAAUGUAACAGUCCAUUAUACUGGUACUUUAUUGGAUGGAACAAAAUUUGAUUCAAGCAAAGAUCGUAAUGAACCAUUUCAAUUUGAACUUAAGAAAGGAUCGGUUAUCAAAGCAUGGGAUAUAGGAGUAGCAACUAUGAAAAAAGGUGAAAUUGCAUUAUUGACCUGUGCUCCUGAAUAUGCAUAUGGAAAAAAUGGUAGUCCACCUAAAAUUCCUCCAAAUGCAACACUUAAAUUUGAAAUCGAAAUGAUUAGUUGGAAAGGAGAAGAUUUAAGUCCUGAAAAGAAUGGAAGUAUUGAGAGGCAUCAAAUUAUACAAGGAAAAGAUUAUAUCACUCCACAAGAAGGAGCUUUAGUAAAUGUACAUUUAAUGGGAAUGUACAAUGGAAAGAUAUUUGAAGAUAGAGAUGUACAAUUCAACCUCGGAGAAGGAGAAGAUUGUGGUGUCAUAGAGGGUAUUGAAAAAGCUUUAGAAAGCUUUAAAAGUGGAGAAAAAUCAAAACUUAUAAUUAAAAGCAAAUAUGCAUUUAAGAAUGUAGGAAAACCUGAAUUUGACAUUCCACCAAAUGCAACUGUAGAAUAUAUAGUAGAAUUAAAAAACUUUGAAAAAGUAGAAGUUUGGUCCUUGAAAAAUCAUGAACAGAUUGAUUUAGCUAAGAUGUACAAAGAGAAAGGGACAAAUUAUUUCAAAGCAAAUAAAUACAGCUUAGCAAUUAAAAUGUAUAAAAAAAUUACUUCAGUUUUAGAAUAUGGAGAAGAUUUUGAAGGAGAUCUUAAAAUAGAAAGAAAUAAUCUUAUUUUAUCAGCACAUUUAAAUUUGGCAUUAUGUUAUUUAAAAUUAGAUAAUAAUGUUGAAGCAAAAGAUUCAUGUAAUGAAGCUUUGAAAUUAAGUCCACAAAAUGAAAAAGCACUUUUUAGAAGAGGACAAGCAUAUCUUGCAUUAGCAUCACCUGAAAUUGCAAUUAAAGACUUUCAAGAAGUUUUAAAAGUAGAACCAAAAAAUACAGCAGCUGUAAAACAAAUCGGAAUUUGCAAUAAUCUCAUUAAAAAGCAAUUAGCAAAAGAGAAAAAGCUAUAUGCAAAUAUGUUUGAUAAAUUUGCACAAGAAGAUAAACAGUAAUAUCACAGAAGGAAGAGGAGAAAUUGCGAGAACAACCAGAUGUGAUGUGUGGGGCCUUGGGUGAAUGGGGUCAGGAAGAACGACCUGGAGGUAGAGAUGCAACUGCCUUUGAAAAGGAGAAUCCUAAUAUACUUAUGCUCAAUGCUAAUGGUACUGAUGAAUUUCAAAAUAUGUAAAAUAUUGAUCAUCCUUUACCCUGUUCCUUACACUGCCCCAUUUUUAACUGCCAACAAUAUGAAAUUUUGUUAAUUAUUCUAAUGGGUUUCUAAUGUGUUUCAAAUAUGUCUACAUAUAUAAAGAUGCAUAUUAUAUUGUUAAUUAGUA
Apis mellifera (honey bee) is the source of this 1699-nucleotide messenger RNA. It is a transcript of the gene Fkbp59, whose product is annotated as peptidyl-prolyl cis-trans isomerase FKBP4. Bases 161 to 1375 code for a protein of 404 amino acids. Gene Ontology annotation, molecular function: protein binding; peptidyl-prolyl cis-trans isomerase activity. NCBI's taxonomy places the organism in Eukaryota, Metazoa, Arthropoda, Insecta, Hymenoptera, Apidae. The transcript is spliced from 6 exons. The record is from RefSeq and is a predicted model, not a curated record.